This is a messenger RNA of Gracilinanus agilis (Agile Gracile Mouse Opossum), 1531 nucleotides long. RefSeq names its product transmembrane protein 132E-like. The transcript has 3 exons. The annotation marks the transcript as partial. The record is from RefSeq and is a predicted model, not a curated record. NCBI's taxonomy places the organism in Eukaryota, Metazoa, Chordata, Mammalia, Didelphimorphia, Didelphidae.
GUCAGCUCGAGAAAGUGAGGAUGAGGAAGAGGAAGAGGAAGAGAGGCGACAGAACCGGGGCUGUACUCUGCAGUACCAACAUUCCACCCUCCAGGUCUUCACUCAGUUCCACACAACAUCCUCUGAGGGCACUGACCAAGUGGUCACCAUGCUGGGCCCUGACUGGCUGGUGGAGGUGACAGACCUGGUCAGUGACUUCAUGAGGGUGGGUGACCCCCGUGUGGCCCAGCUGGUGGACAGUAGCACUUUGGCUGGUCUAGAGCCUGGGACUACCCCAUUUAAGGUUGUGUCCCCACUGACUGAGGCUGUCCUGGGGGAGACAAUGGUGACGGUGACAGAGGAGAAGGUCAGCAUCACAGAGCUCCGAGGCCAGGUGGUAGCCAGCCUAUCCCUCUCUCUCCGCCCCAGCCCUGGGAAUAGUCACACCAUCUUGGCUACUACAGCAGCCCAGCAGACCCUCAACUUCCUCAAGCAGGAAGCCCUCCUGAGCCUCUGGCUGUCCUACAGUGAUGGCACCACAGCUCCACUCUCCCUCUACAGCCCCAGAGACUACGCCCUGCUGGUCAGCAGCCGGGAUGAGCGGGUGGCCACCGUGACCCAGGACCGGGCUUUCCCCCUUGUGGUGGCCGAGGCUGAGGGCGAAGGUCUUCUGCUCCAGGCUGAUCUCACCAUUGCCGAGAGCUGCCAGAAAUCCAAGAGGAAGAGUAUCCUGGCCACGGCGGCCGUGGGGCUUCGAGUCCACUUUGGGAACGAGGAAGAGGACCCCACCUAUGACUACCCUGGCCCAAGCCAGCCUGGCCCCGGUGGGGGCGGUGGAGACGGCGAGGACGAGGUCCUGGGGGCCGGCCCCCCGGGCACCGCUUUCCCUCAGGGGCCUCCCACGCCGGGCACUGCCAGCCUGGCCCAGACACCCAUCGAAGAUUUCCCACCCGCACCCACCGGCUUCACCCAGAUGCCGCGGGGGCUGACGGACCUGGAGAUCGGGAUGUACGCCCUGCUCGGGGUCUUCUGCCUGGCCAUCCUCGUCUUCCUCAUCAACUGCAUCGUGUUUGUGCUCCGGUACCGCCACAAGCGGAUCCCCCCCGAGGGCCAGACCAGCAUGGACCAUUCCCACCACUGGGUCUUCCUGGGGAACGGGCAGCCCUUGAGAGCCCAGGGGGAGCUCUCGCCUCCGGCCGGCAACCCUCUGGAGGCUGUGCCGGCCUGCUGCCACGGGGACCACCACAGCAGCGGCAGCUCCCAGACCAGCGUCCAGAGCCAAGUCCACGGGAGAGGGGACGGCAGCUCGGGGGGCUCCGCCCGGGAGCAGGCCGAGGACCCGGCCAGCUCGCCCACGUCCAAACGCAAGCGGGUCAAGUUCACCACGUUCGCCACGAUGCCCUCGGAGGAGCUGGCGUAUGACUCAGUGCCCGCCGGGGAGGAGGAGGAGGAGGAGGACCUGAGGUGGGGCUGCCCAGAUGUGGCAGGGGGCACGCUGGCGGCUCCUCAGGACCUGCACAACUACAUCCGCAGAAUCAAAGAGAUUGCCUAG